Molecule: messenger RNA, 1231 nt
Organism: Aaosphaeria arxii CBS 175.79
Lineage: Eukaryota; Fungi; Ascomycota; Dothideomycetes; Pleosporales
Product: CDK-activating kinase assembly factor
Exons: 2
Coding region: 25-1080 (351 amino acids)
Biological process (GO): nucleotide-excision repair; regulation of transcription by RNA polymerase II; positive regulation of cyclin-dependent protein serine/threonine kinase activity
Cellular component (GO): transcription factor TFIIH holo complex
Molecular function (GO): cyclin-dependent protein serine/threonine kinase activator activity
Source: RefSeq, a predicted model, not a curated record
CACCAUUACAACUCUUCCAACACCAUGUCGACGAAAGCCGGCCUGCGCGCCGGCGACGGGGCCAAAGAUGGCGGUGCGUCACCUCUCUCCAAAUCCCUCUACAAUCUCUCCAUUCAGCAGCCUUCUUCCUCCUCUUCAAUGUCUCGCGCUGACACUACCUCAGACAUUUGCCCUGUCUGCAAAUCGUCUCGCUACCUGAACCCCAACAUGCAAUUUCUCUUGAAUCCGGAAUGCUACCAUAAGAUGUGCGAAUCGUGUGUGGAUCGAAUAUUCUCGCAUGGGCCGGCGCCAUGUCCAAUCGCUGGGUGUAGGCGCACGCUGCGGAAGGUCAAGUUCAGGAAGAUAACCUUUGAAGACCUAAAGGUGGAGAGGGAGGUUGAUAUCAGAAAGCGGGUGGCUCGUGUGCUUAACAAGCAGCUUUCAGACUUCGAGACCCUCCGCGACUACAAUGACUACCUAGAAACAGCCGAAGAGGUGACCUGGAACCUCAUACUUGGGGUGGACGUGGAGGCGACGAAUAGGAAAUUACAGCUGUGGGAGGAUUCGCAAAAGGCUGAGAGGAAUCCCAACGCAGUCAAACGCUCAUUCCAGGCCGACAGCUCUACGACGUCAGACGGUUCACACGGCGUGGUCCUUAAAAAGGGUGGAACACAGCGCAAGGCUAUGGCAUCUUCAUCAGGAAACACUCCAGACCCAUCGGCUAGCUUGGACGAAGCUUUUCUGGAGACCGGCUUCGCUUUCAAAGGCCUCAAGAAAUACGUUCCACCGCCGCCUGAGAAACCCUUCGAUCCUUACGGCGGCUGGAGUGUCAAGCCGCAGCUUUACACUUUACGGGGAGAUUAUGAUGUAGAGUGGUUGACGAAGGUCAAGGACGACCCGAGUCAUGUCGCUGGCGGCUAUGACAUGCACGAAUUCUAUUCGAGAGCACUCUGCGAAGCAUUUGGUGGACUCGGUGUUUUCAUCGACGAGGAAAUACCGGCAAGGGAAAACCAAUCGUCGGGCAAUGCAGUCAUCGGUACGCAGACGGCCGCGGCUGCAGCGACUGGCGCAAAGGACGUCAAUAUGGACGAUGUUUUCUGAAUUACAUGAUACCCAAAGAUCUGUUUCGCAUUUUGGGAGUUGGCAUUGGGUUUGGGCAUAAAUUUAUAUCCUGUAUUUUGAGAUAAUUUUAGUUAAUGCUUGCAGCUUGCGUUGACGCUGCCCGUAAUCAUAUCUGAAAAUUAUGGCCACG